CAAACAGCGGCAGUAGACUGAGAGAGUAAAUAGAGAAAAGCUCUAAGAUGGCGGAGCCAAUGAGCCUCAUUCAGUUUGGCUCAGCGACGAAGAAUCCGCUCUCCAAGGCCAAGGAGACGAAGCCGUCGUCCGAAAACCGACCGCAGUCUUCCCGGGACCACCAGCCUCCACCUCCUAAAAAAGUUCGGAGCGAAGAGAAGAGCCUGAAACCCAAGAAAGUGAAUGGCGAAGGCGGAGACGAGAAGCAGCAGCAGCAGCAGCAGAGUUAUGGCAGCCCCACAACAUGGAGCGUGUCUCCCGUCAAGCCGAGCAGUCCAGCGCAACAGCAGCAGCCUCGUCUACACAAAGUGCACAGUGUGUUCAAGCAGAGCGCCUUCAUCGCCUCACCUAAACCCAGAAAGCUAAAGGAGAAGCGGGAGCACGACAAGGAGAAAAGGAAGCACAAGCUGGAGAACAGCAGCAGCCUCGGUAAUGUUAGUGCCGCGAUGAAGAAGGAGAACGGAGAGCUGAAGUUGGUGCAGAAAGAGCACAUCAAGGAAAAACUGAAGGAGCGCGAGAGAGAGAAAGAACGGGUACGGGAGAGGGAAAAGAAAAAGGAAAGGGAGAAAGACAAGGAACAGGCAAAAGAGAAGGAGAAGAAAAAACACAAAUUGAUGAAUGAAAUCAAGCGAGAGAACGGGGAAGUGAAACCACCACAGAAAGUUGAUACGGAGGAACCGAAGGCAAAUGCUGAGGAGCUGCUGCUCAAAAAGGCUAAGAAGAAAAAGAAAAAGAAACAUAAAGAGGCGGAGAGACGGAAGCGGCCCAAGAUGUAUAGCAAGUCCAGUCAAACGCUGUAUUCGGCUCUGCUGAACUCAGAACUCCCAGGAUUGCUGUCCAAAUCAGAGACAGAAUUCAAAUCCCCUUUUCCUGUUUGUAAAACAUUCCCCCUUUCCUCCUCUCCUGCUGCCAAUGUCAAGCAAGAGAAGAGCAGCAGCUUCAAGUCCACCUCUGGAACGGGGGACACUAGUACAGCAAGCAGCGGAAAAACCUCCCAGCUCCAUUCUCGUCUCCCGGGGAUAGAUGGUUUGGAGUUUGGCCGUUUUGUGCAUGUUGAGCAGCAGCCAAACGGCGGUGCCCUGGUCCUGCAUGCCUACAGCCGUGAGCUUGCUGUUCUCUCAGCCGAGGAGAUGCAAAGGUUUGCUCAUGAAUUUGUGACAUUGGCGUUCUGUGAGGAUCCUGAUGGGGCUGCACACUAUGUUAUGGGCAUCGUCCAUGGAGCGGCCUCCUACCUCCCCGACUUCCUGGAAUAUUUUUCUUCCAAAUUCCCCAAUUCUCCUGUAAAGAUGGAGAUCCUUGGCAAGAAAGACAUUGAAACGACAUCCAUGGCAAAUUUCCAUGGUCAGGUAAAGAGAACCUAUUCCCAUGGGACGUACCGUGCCGGGGCUAUGCGCCAGAUCAGUCUGGUGGGAGCCGUGGAUGAGGAGGUGGGGGAUUACUUCCCAGAGUUCCUCGGCAUGCUACAGGAGUCCCCCUUCCUUGAACGGACGUUGCCGUGGGGAACGUUCUCCAGUCUGAAGCUGAAAAGCCCUACAGACAGUGACGAUGGGCCGAUCAUGUGGGUUCGGCCUGGAGAGCAGAUGAUCCCUGUCACCGACAUGCCAAAGUCUCCAUUCAAAAGGAAAAGGUCAACCAAUGAAAUCAAGAACCUGCAGUACCUACCUCGGACGAGCGAGCCUCGUGAGAUGCUGUUUGAGGACCGGACACGUGCACAUGCUGACCACAUUGGACAGGGCUUUGAGAGGAUGACCACAGCUGCAGUGGGUGUGCUUAAAGCCGUACGGUGUGGAGAGGGUAUGGAACCUCCUCGUAUUACCAAAGACGUGGUCUGCUUUCAUGCUGCAGAUUUUAUAGACGUAGUGCAGCGAUUACAGCUGGAUCUGUACGAGCCGCCCCUGUCACAGUGUGUCCAGUGGGUGGACGAUGCCAAGCUGAACCAGCUGAGGCGCGAGGGCAUCCGUUAUGCUCGGAUACAGUUGUAUGACAAUGAUAUCUACUACAUCCCGCGCAACGUGGUCCACCAGUUUAAGACCGUGUCAGCUGUGUGCAGCCUGGCCUGGCACGUCCGCCUCAAACAGUAUCAUCAAGAUGCAGAGGAAGAGAAGGAAGACGAGGACAAGAAGACUGUCACCUCCCCUUCAACAUUUAUCAAACAGGAGCCUCUGUGUGAAGCACGGAGUGCGACAGAUUCACCCAUCUUCACAGACCCCAGACAGGCCUCCUCUGUGCCUCAGAUAAAGAUGGAGGAGCCGGAGCUUCUCCCUGAUAGGACACCAAAAGUCCAAACUUCUAGAGCAGCAACGCCACCAUCAGCCUCUGUAUCAGAUCAAGCCAAAGCACACCAUCACUCAGAAUGCCGUUCUGCUCCUUCACACACUCACACACCAAGGUCAACACCCAGCCUGAGCUCUGCACCAACCAAGCACACACACAGCUUGACACCAACCAAACAUGCGCAGCCAUCCACACCAACCAAACACACCUACAGCUCUGCAUCAAUCAAACACACACACUCCAGUUCAGCAGGCAGACAUAGCCACUCUUCCAACACAUUUAAAUCAACCCCGUCUUCUAGCUCGUUGCCAGCCAAACAGGUGCACAUGUCCAACACAACCAAACAUGCCCACACUGCUUCGACAUCCAAACACGCUUAUUCCCACAAUACCAAAACCAGCUCUGGACAUUCGGACAUUUGGACUGCCUCGCCCAAGUCACAGGCUCUGCCUCAGUCAGGUUCGUCUCAAAUGCAGGUUCUGCCUCAGACACAGGUUGUGUGCCAAUCAUUUUCAUCACAAUCACAGAGUUUUCACCAAUCACUUCUGCCUCAACCUCAGCAGCAGAAGUCGUCCUGGCCAGACAGAGCCUCAGACUCUCUUCACCCAAAGGUCACCCCACAGGACACUCGGCCACACCAACCACUCAGUCCCCUUCCUCAUGAACAGCAGAAAGACUUUUUAUGCUGAUUUGUACAUAACUGUUUUUAAUGGCUUUUCUGGUUUUAUCUUCUUGGUUUUUCUUUUAUCAUUAUUUUGGGUUGACUUUUCGUUUCUAUUGAUACAAAGAGACGACGCGAAACGAUUAUGUGGAUCGGAGUCCAACAACAGUGCGAGACGGAAGGAUGUCCAGUUUGGCCAUAACCGAUCGAAUACACAGCAAAUGUAGCGAAUAACAUUCCUCAGUGCCUGCCUGUAACUGUGAACUAUCAUAAGCACUUAGGGCCAGCUGCACUGCUACCCUGCAGGUCGGAUAAAAAACCCAAACAGGCCAUUGAAUAAUAUAUUUUUAAGUUGUAGGCUAUAGUUGUGUAUUAGAGCUGACAUGAACAUAUAUAUUUUUAAGAUGAGAUGAGACAGACUUCUUUUAAUGACUCCAGGCUUUUCCAUAGAGCUUAUUUAUAUCAAGUUUGUUUUUGUUCCAUUUUUGUCAGCACUGUAGUGUAUAUAACAUUUUUUCUAAGAAAAUGUGUAGUUUGAUUUAUAUCUAAUUAAGAACCUUGUAAUAAAAAAGUUCUUGAGAUUUGGAUUAUUGUCAUGUAAACAAGGGCUACACUGAAGGAUCAUGUGCAUAAUGCAGACUGACUCUCUUAAAGGUGUUGGCUGUCCCAACCUACCUGUUAAAUGUGUCCACUGUCCUCAUUAG
Tachysurus fulvidraco (yellow catfish) is the source of this 3678-nucleotide messenger RNA. RefSeq names its product lysine-specific demethylase RSBN1L-like. The record is from RefSeq and is a predicted model, not a curated record. NCBI's taxonomy places the organism in Eukaryota, Metazoa, Chordata, Actinopteri, Siluriformes, Bagridae. Gene Ontology annotation, cellular component: nucleus. Bases 48 to 3002 code for a protein of 984 amino acids. The transcript is spliced from 8 exons.